AUGCCGGUCGUGCACGCGGAGCAAAUUCGGAUAGAUAGCGAGCAGCCAGAACACCUUACGCCAAGCCGGUAUGCGUUUCUGGCAUCGUUAUGCGCCGCAACCCACAUUCAAUUAAAAUUGGACGGCGAUCAUCCCAUUCCUGGUCCGGCGAAACUUCAAAGCUUUGGAGGUGGUCAUUCGGCGCUGUCGGGGGAGGACCUUCUGAGAGAAGCCGAGCGGGCUCGGCGCGAGUGCGAUGCAGUGGACAACAUCACGAUCGAAAGUCUCUUAACAUCCUUCUUCCUUUUCGCAUCAUAUGGGAAUCUGGACCAACAGAACAGGGCGUGGUUUUAUCUCUGCCAAGCUCUCUCCAUGGCCUUUACUCUGGGACUGCAUCGAGAGGCCACUUAUGCGGAGCUGACACCAGAAGAAGCUGAAGAUAGGCGCCGAGUCUUCUGGCUUCUCUUCAUCACCGAGAGAGGCUACGCACUCCAGCAGUCUAAACCAGUCAUGCUUCGCAGUUCAAUUUACAAGCCACAAGUCCUCUGUUCGGAGGACCCAAUUCUAGCCUAUGGGUUUAUCAACUUAAUUGGUGUCUUCGAAAUGCUCACUCCCAGUUUAUAUGACUGGCUCUCGGCUGGAGGGAGCGAUGGCCUUCUGGAGCGACCGCCGACGGCCAAGAUCCAAUCGAGCUUAGCCCACGCAAUUUCCCUGGAAGGUGUCGUUGAAAUCCAGCAAGUGGAUAUAUUGAUUACCCAGCAAUGGCUCCAAGCCAUGAUGUGGAAAUUCUCCAUCAAUCAUUCCACCCAGCCGGGCUCCAGCCACGACGAGCUGCUUCCAUUCCACCUUCCGGUGCUGGUCGGGAAGGCCGUCAUGACCGUAAUAGGUGCUGCGUCGCAGGGAGCAGUGGAUGCGCACGGAAUCGGGAUGGAACAAAAGCUCUUUGACCUAGGCUCUUCAGUAGCAGAUGUCACGCGCUCCCUGGGCACAAAGGCUAUUGAUAGACUUGCGAACUCGACGAUCGACCCGCGACAGUUGCUAUGGGGUAUCCUAAGCACCCUCUCACAAAUACGCGGCUCUUCCUCCUACUUGUUCCCACACUUGUUCGAACGCUGCAAAACGAUACUCAAUCUGGAUGGCACGAUCAACAUGGGAAACUUCCUUCCAACUCUUGGGGUCGCAACAGCCCACCCGCCAAGCCACUGGCGCAAUUUGUCCGAUGUUGAGAAGAUUGAUGAAAGCCUGGAAGCUCUUCUGCAAGCUGCUCCAGAUGGGGAAGAAUCAAGGCCGACCAUGGGCUGA
Penicillium chermesinum is the source of this 1281-nucleotide messenger RNA. RefSeq names its product putative C6 transcription factor (AmyR). NCBI's taxonomy places the organism in Eukaryota, Fungi, Ascomycota, Eurotiomycetes, Eurotiales, Aspergillaceae. The coding region runs from base 1 to 1281 and encodes 426 amino acids. Gene Ontology annotation, molecular function: zinc ion binding; DNA binding. The record is from RefSeq and is a predicted model, not a curated record. The transcript has 3 exons. Gene Ontology annotation, biological process: DNA-templated transcription.